Gongylonema pulchrum is the source of this 774-nucleotide messenger RNA. NCBI's taxonomy places the organism in Eukaryota, Metazoa, Nematoda, Chromadorea, Rhabditida, Gongylonematidae. The record is from the annotation of a GenBank genome assembly.
GGCAGUGAAACGAGCGCACCGUACCACCAACAGCCCGUGGAUAAUGCUUAUGAAGAAAUAAUCAGCGAUCAUGAGUCAAAAGCGACCGGCGGUGCAGCUCCCGGAAACAGCGAAGCUAGCAUCGGCACACUGGAGCAGAAGGGUGGUGCUGCUGGAGCCGGACCAAGCAGCUAUCAGGAAAGCAAUGCUGCUGCCGGAGCUGGAGCCGGCCCAGGCAGUUAUCAGGAAACAGGCGCCGCCGCAGGAGUAGCUCCAUCCGGAGCCGGCUCAGGCAGCUAUCAGGAAACAGGUGCAGUGGGGGGAGCAGCUCCAAGCGGAGCUGGCUCAGUCAGUUAUCAGGAAACGGGCGCUGCGGGGCCUGCUCCAUCCGGAACCGUGUCGACCAGUUAUCAAGAAACCGGUGCCGCCGGAGGUGCAUCGAGUAAUUAUCAGGAAAAUGCAAUAGCUCAACCUGCUCCAAUAUAUCCCGCACAACCUGCCGCGGCAGCGUCACAAGCAUCACAAGGAGCAGCAGCGCCACAGCCUCAACCGCAAAUACAGACUUACCAGGAGAGCCAACAGUCUUCCCAGCAAGGAAGUUAUGAAAGUCAGGAAGCUUCAGCAGCAACAGGAGCUAGCAGCACGAGCGGUGGGGCAGGCGUACAGGUUCCGGAACAACCUGCUCCCGAGCCGAAAUACCAGACUCAGCCGGAGGAAAUUGCUCAACAACCAAAAUAUCAAGCACCAGCCGGAAGUAGUGGUAGUGAGGGGGCGGCUGUGGUACCACCAGAACCA